Molecule: messenger RNA, 5204 nt
Organism: Vespula pensylvanica (western yellowjacket)
Lineage: Eukaryota; Metazoa; Arthropoda; Insecta; Hymenoptera; Vespidae
Product: pikachurin
Exons: 14
Coding region: 418-3153 (911 amino acids)
Molecular function (GO): calcium ion binding
Source: RefSeq, a predicted model, not a curated record
CUCUAUCCAUCUAUCUAUCUAUCUAUCUGUGUUUUUCUGAACGUCCAUUUUAAACUGAAGAGGAAGAAGAAGAAGAAGAAGAAGAAGGAGAAGAAGGAGAAGGAGAUCGGACAAGAGUCACGGUUACGAAGGUGCAAAAGAGAAGGAAGAGAAGAAAGAAGAAAAAAAACGAAGGGUGGCGAAGUGAGAGAGAGAGAGAGAGAGAGAGAGAGAGAGAGAAAGAGCGUGAGCGAGCGAGCGAGGAAAAGAGAGGAGAGGAGAGGAGAGAAAGGAAAAAAGUUUUCUGAAGCGUUCGCGAACGCCUCUUCUUUUCAGUGUGUUUAAAACCGUCUCGACGAGCUUACGGUGGAAUAAAAAGAGAGCGAAGGAACGAUCGAUCCAAAGAAAGAAAGGGCCGUGCAUGUUUAGCUGUGGACUAUGGCAAGGAUCCGUAGUCGCCAGACUAUCAUGAUUCUCGGUUAUCUCGCGAUCGGCAUAGUGCUCGCGCAGAAUCCUGUCGACGAGAAGACGACCUUCGAGGCUGCUUUUCAAGGAAGAUGCGGGCGUAGAUCUCCCUGCGAGCAUCUUUGCUACGAACUUCACGACGGGAUGUAUGAAUGUGACUGCAGGGACGGCUACAUACUUCAUAAGAAUGGAUAUAGUUGUGCCGAACUCAAUGCGACGUCACCGUCUACCAGCGAAUUCGGAGAACUCGUCGACGAUAUGGAGAGAGACGAAUUGAACUUAGAAACGGACGAGGACGAAGAUGCGGUCGAAGAUAUUCUUUAUAUGCGUGGUGCAUCGUUCACGAUACAUCUGGAUCAACCGAACGAGAACUCGACGACAAAUGGAACAAAAGUGAACGGGCAAUUCAAUGGGACGUCCAAUACGCCGGACUUUGGUCUUCCUACCGUUUCUCUUCAGGUACCAAGCACGACGCGGAAAUCAUCAACGAGAUCGUGGUCAACGAGCGAGCUAGGUAGUAGUACUAUAGCAAGUACCGAAGCAACCUGUACCUUGGAUUGUGGACCCGGUAAUUGUUUCGUUGAGCCGUCCCUCGAUGAAGACAUUCGGGUGGUAUUAGUUGCCGAGAGAAAUGGAAGCAACGAGGAUGGAUCGAUGACUAUGGAUCUCGAGGGCAACAGCGUAGCUCUUAGACAGCAGAAGGAAGGCAACUCCUUCAGGCAGAGGUGUCAAUGCCCUCUUGGUAGAGGCGGCGAUCGAUGUCAGCUUGAAGUCGAAGUGAGAUCACCGAGGUUUACGGGGUCAGGUUGGUUGGCAUUUCCAGCGCUAAGGGCGGCUUACAAGCACGUACAAUUAGAGUUAGAAUUUCGGCCGGAAGCAUGGGACGGUGUACUGCUUCUUGCUGGCGAACGAGACGAUCUCCAAGGUGAUUUUAUGGCCCUUAUAUUGCAUCACGGUUUUAUCGAGUUCAGGUUCGAUUGCGGAAGUGGCGCGGGUACCGUGAGAAGCACGCAAACGGUGAAGCUCAACGAGUGGAACACUUUGAGCGUCUAUCGGCAUCGUUGGGACGCCUGGAUACAGCUGAAUCAGGAAAAGCGUGUGCAAGGAAGAUCGGAGGGCUUAUUUUCGAGGAUUACCUUCCGCGAGCCCCUCUUCGUUGGUGGACCGGGAAAUACGAGCGGCCUCGAGAGGCUCCCAGUGAGAACUGGAUUCAAGGGUUGCAUCCGACAUUUGGAGGCGAACGAGCACCGUUACCGUUUCCCCUUGGCACCCCAGGGUGACGCAGCCAAUGGUUUCGACGUUGAGGAAUGCACGGCGGAUAGGUGCAGCAAAGUGCCAUGCGCUCAUGGUGGAAAAUGUCUGACAACCGGGGGUGACACUGCAGUGUGUCUCUGUCCUCUUGGAUACACCGGUGAUCUCUGUGAGACUAGAGUAGACCUUCAGGUACCAUCGUUUAAUGGGUCAUCCUAUUUACGUUAUCCAGGACUAGGUGAUACUUCACUCUCCUGGUUAGAAUUAUCUGUGACCUUAAAGCCUACGGCUCCCGACGGUGUAAUCAUUUACAAUGGGCAUCACAGCGAUGCUUCCGGUGAUUUUAUCGCACUUUAUCUUUCUUCGGGAUACGUACAUUUCACCUUCGAUUUAGGAACUGGAGCAGCUACCUUAAGAAGCGACAGCCCAGUUCAUUUAGGGGAAUGGUUAGAAAUCAAAGUGUCGAGGACUGGUCGUUUGGCGUCUCUCAAAGUCGAGGACGAUCCGCUACGAGAGAUUUUGGCACCAGGCGCAUACACGCAAUUAUUUUUACCAUUGAAUCUGUACCUCGGUGGUGCACCAUCGCCCGAUCUCUAUUCGCUCAAACUUAAAACAACGAGCAGCUUCGUCGGUUGCAUUCAAAGCGUCAUUCUUAAUCGGCGCGAGAUCGGUAUCUUGGCUGAGGCCUUGGGUGGUAUGAACGUUGGAAAUUGUGGUCACGCCUGCGAGGCCAGGCCUUGCGGAGACGCUGAAUGUCGACCUCUGCGAGAUCGAUUCACCUGUCGAUGCCACGCCGGUGUACCCCAUCCAUGCCCAGCUUUGGAUGAUUAUACGUUGUUAACGUCGGUGCGUGGUAAUAACGUCAACGUACCACCACCGACGAUAUUUAAAAAUUCUGUGCCUAGUUUUACUGGAAGCGAAAGUUAUCUUCAUUAUAAUGACGCUGACACUAUGAAGAGGAUAAUAAGCUACAGAGUCGAUAUCAAUAUGAGAUUCCGAGCGAGCAGUAGCAGUGGGUUGUUACUUUGGAGCGGUCGACAUUCGGAGCCUCAGGAACAGAAGGACAAAAACGACGAUUUCCUUGCUCUUGGUUUGAAUCAGGGUUAUUUGACAUUGGCGUAUAACCUUGGCUCGGGCGAAGCUAUCUUGAGAUAUAAUCUUACGAGGUUGGACGACGAUUUGUGGCAUCGUGUUAGAGCAGUCAGAAACGAGCAAUGGGCGUCGCUCGUGGUGGACAGUGGUACAGGCGUAUCGGCAUCGUCGCCAGGUCAAUUGAGACAAUUAAACACGGACACAGGAUUAUACGUAGGUGGUGCGCCAGAUAUCGUAAAGACAACAGGUGGAAGAUACACGAAGGGUAUCGUAGGAUGCAUCAGCGAUCUGAUAUUAGACUCGGAUUUGUCGGUACCAUUGUCGUCACCAGGACAAGCGACCAAUACGCAUUCGUGCAUUCCUUGAAAGAGAACCAUGCCGUUCACCUUCGAAAUGGUAGGGCCUUUCGUAGACUAUAUUUAGGAUAUGAAAAGAAUUUAUUACCAAAAAAUACUUGACUCGACUUGACUCGACUUGAGUUGACUCGACUUCACUUGACUUGACUUGAAUUGACUUGACAUGACGACGACAAGGAGUCAAGGUCAAAGUAUUACGACCAUAACGGAGCUCUCUCUUUCUGUCUCUCUUUCUCUCUCUCUCUCUCUCUCUCUCUCUCUCUCUCUCUCUCUCUCUCUCUCUCUCUCUCUCUGUCUAUCUCUGUUUUCCUCAUUUUUAUAAUUCUUUAUCGCACGUAGAGAGCUUCUGAUCUGAAAUAUCUAUCAAGCUAGAAUUAUAUGCAAAAAAGUAUAUGUUUGACGCGUCGAUAUUAAAUAAAAAAAAAAAAUAAAAAAAUAAAAAAAAUAUAUAUUAUAUAUACAUAUAUAUAUAUAUGGUCGUAAUACUUUGACACCCGUCGAUCGUCUAGCUAUUUAUUUAUUUAUUUUUUUUUAUAUUCUCCGUGAUGACCUCCUAUUGGUCCGGUUAAAAAAAAAUCAUAGUUACCAAAACGUCAAAUCCACGGAGCUAUUAUUUUCUUUUUUUCUUUUCUGUCAUAUCUCGUUUCUCCUUUCAUUAUCUUUCUUUUUUAUUUCUUUAUUUUUGUUUUCGAUUUUUGUUCUCUUUCUUUUUUCGUUCCUUGUUUUCUCCCUUUGACGUAAUACUCCUUCGAGAAUGAUCGCGUUGAUAAUACGAGCAGCAAGUUUGUUAGAUAAGGAUCGUGAACGUUUCGUAACGGUAAAAGGACACGAACAUUCGAACUAUACUUCAAACUACAACUUUCUGGUACACGAGGCGCAAGGGUUCGUGGGCCUAAUAGAAAAAAAAAAGAAAAAAAGAAAAAAAAGAAAAGAAAAGAACAAAGAGGAAGAAUAAAUAAAAAAUAAAUAGAAGAAAAAAAGGAAAAAGAAUAUAAGCGAGGAAAAGAGGAAAAUGGGAAGAGGAAUAAUGAAAUAAUACGGUGUAGGCAGGACAGAGAAAUCCCUCCAAUGUCAAUUUUUAUUAAACGCCCUCGUACACCGGUAAAGGUAAAGGAUACUUCGAUGAAGAUGAAGAAUAAACGAAGGAAGAGGAUGAAGGAGGACGAACGAGAAAAGUAAAGUCAAGAAAAAUAAUUAAAUGGAACAAGGAAGAAUAAAAAAUACUCGCGUCGUUUCAGGGUCAUCGAAUACAUACAUAUAUAAAUACAUAUAAUACAUAGAAAUAUAUGUAUAAUAUAUGUUUGUGUGUGUGUGUGUUUAUGUGUGUGUAUGUGUGUGUGUGUGUGUACGUGUAUUUGACAGAAUAGAAUUUUUCUUGGCACGUAUAUACAUACUUACGUAUAUACAUAGGUACGUACGUAUUGCCAGUUAUAUUCCACACACACCAACGACGAUGAUAACGAUUACGAUAACGACGACUACGAUUAUGAUUAUGAUUAUGAUUAUGAUUAUGAUUAGGGCGACUAUGACGACGACGAUGAUCUUUUUAUCGACGUAGAAUUUUUACGACACAAAUUUUCAUACCGAUUAAGAAGGGUAUACACCUACAUAAACGCGUUCAUAGUUCUUCGUACAUAAAUGAAUAAAUAGAUGCAUACAUAAAUACAUACAUACAUACAUACAUACAUAUACACAUACAUAUAUACAUACAUAGAUACAUACGUACGUACGUACAUACAAGUACAACUUUUUCGGUUUUAUAACGUUUAAUGAAGCGUGUCAUUGCGAUCGCUCUAAUCGCCGUUUAACGAAGAAAAGCAAAAGAAAAUAAUAAUAAAGAAAAUAAAAAGAAAGAAGGAAAGAAACAACAAAGAUCCUGAUCCGUGUAGGAGAAAAUAUAUAUUACUAUAUACAUACACGAUGGACCAAAAAAUAUUCGAUCAUCCUAGCAUCGGAAUGAUAGAUGGAAUAAAGAUCGGUGAUUACGUUUACGAGAAAGAGAAGGGGAUAGUUCGUUGUCGAUACUAUUAUAGAAAGAAAAGAGAGAGACAUAAAAAGAAA